This is a messenger RNA of Pogona vitticeps (central bearded dragon), 4451 nucleotides long. It is a transcript of the gene FAM76B, whose product is annotated as family with sequence similarity 76 member B. Gene Ontology annotation, cellular component: nuclear speck. Lineage: Eukaryota; Metazoa; Chordata; Lepidosauria; Squamata; Agamidae. The record is from RefSeq and is a predicted model, not a curated record.
CCCCUCCUCUUUUUUUUCUUUUUUUGCCGCGUGGCCCUGAUUGGCGCAAACAGCCGCGGCGGCGGCGCUCGCGCCCUUGCUCUGUUUGCGUGAAGAGAAAGAAGGAGGGCGAGAAAGGGCCUUGACGCGGAGGCUGCCGCUGCCGCCGACCCAAGAAGGAAACGGGGCCUAGUGGGGAACCGAGGAGGAGGACGCCGCCGAAGAAGGAGAGGAGGAGCCGGCUGGCUGGCUGGCUGAGGGGAACGGCUGCUUCCCCGUGUGUGUGUGUUUGUGUAUGAGAGAGAGAGACUGCCUUGGUGAGGUGGUGGUGGUGGAAGAGUGGUUUUUUGGCCUUCCUGAGGUGGACUCUUUCCCGACGGGUCGGCCGCGGCUGCUGCGCUGAGGGGAAAGCGGAUGGCGGCAACAUCCGGGGCCUCCGGGGCGGCGGUCGUGGCAGCGGCGGCGGCGGGAGCAGCGACCGCGGUUGGAUCCGGCGGGGCCCCGGCUCUCUACGCCUGCACCAAGUGCAACCAGCGCUACCCGUUUGAGGAGCUCUCCCAAGGACAGCAGCUCUGCAAGGAAUGUCGUAUUGCACAUCCCAUGGUAAAAUGCACUUACUGUCGAUCAGAGUUUCAGCAAGAGAGCAAAACAAAUACAAUAUGCAAGAAAUGUGCCCAAAAUGUGAAGCAGUUUGGAACGCCAAAACCUUGUCAGUACUGCAACAUAAUUGCUGCUUUUAUUGGCACAAAAUGUCAGCGCUGCACAAACUCUGAAAAGAAGUAUGGACCUCCUCAGACAUGUGAGCAGUGCAAACAGCAAUGUGCUUUUGAUCGCAAGGAGGAGGGGAGAAGGAAGGUUGAUGGGAAGCUGUUGUGUUGGCUCUGCACUCUGUCCUACAAGAGAGUACUGCAGAAGACCAAGGAGCAGAGGAAGAGCUUAGGGUCUUCACAGUCUAAUUCCUCCUCCACAAGCCUAACUGAAAAAGACCAGCAGCAUCUGAAACAUCACCACCAUCACCGUCACCAUCAUCACCACCACCACCGUCAUACCAGCAGCCAUCACAAAAUCAGCAGUCUGAGUCCAGAGCAGGAUCAGGGAUUGUGGAAACAGAGCCAUAAAUCCUCUGCAGCAAUUCAGAAUGAAACUCCAAAGAAAAAGCCCAAAAUGGAAUCCAAGCCAUCUAAUGGAGAUAGUAGUUCUAUAAAUCAGUCAGCAGACAGUGGCGGUACUGACAACUUCGUCCUCAUAAGUCAAUUGAAAGAAGAGGUGAUGUCAUUGAAGCGCCUCUUGCAACAAAGAGAUCAAACUAUUCUGGAAAAAGACAAAAAGCUGACAGAGCUGAAGGCAGAUUUUCAGUAUCAGGAAUCGAACCUGAGAACAAAAAUGAACAGUAUGGAGAGAGCUCACAAGGAAACUGUAGAACAACUCCAGGCAAAGAACAGAGAGCUACUCAAACAGGUUGCAGCCUUAUCGAAAGGCAAGAAGUUUGACAAGAGUGGGAGUAUGCUGACAUCUCCAUGACAAUCUAGUGGUUUGCAUGGGUGUUAAAUAUUCAAAAGGUAAACAACUCCGUGGCAACUCUGUAGAAGCCUGUGUGAUAAGAUGAAAUAUUUUUGAACACAUGUUUCUUGGCAUGUUUCUUACACCAUUUUGUAACUGGUAAUUUAGUUACUUUUUAAAGUUUAAACCAGUUGGAUUCAUGUACUUCAGCCGGGUUGAAGAAAUCUUUUUUAAAAAAGAGAUUUAUACCAGAGAGAGAGAUUUCUUGCUGGUGAUCGGUAAGAGUGCUCUUAUUUUUAAUCGCAUCAUGCAAUAACAGAUACAUGAAUGACAGCCACUUGAGGGAGAUGUCCACCAAGCACUGCCAUUGUGAAGACUUACUAAUGUAAAUUGGAUUUUAUUCAGGGCACCUGGGCAGGAACAGACCUUGUUUGGGAGCUGAGCAGACCUACAUCAAGGGAAAAAACCUGUCAACUAUAUCACUUCUCCAGCUGCAGCUAGUUCAGAAACAAAAGGAAGCACUAGAUACACGGGCACUGUACUUUACCUUUUCAGUCAAAAUAAGAGUACAUUGAAGAAUAAAAUCAUGGUGCUUUUAUUAUAGAAACUUAUAAAUACAUGUAAAAGAAUUUAAACAAUUUUAUUCUUAGUGAUAACUGUGUUUUGCAUUUCUUGUGAUAGAAACUUAAAGAGAUCUUCUAUUGUAAGUACCAGAACAAAAUGUGGUUUUCAAAAAUAUACUGUAGACUUUUCUCUUGCAAGUGCCUUUUCUCCCAACUGUUUAUUUAUAGGAACGUGGGUAUUUUGUAUAUAAGGGUUUUCUUUUUUUUAAAAAAAAAUCAUUUUUAAAUGUUCCCUCACGUGUGUAUGUGUGUGUAUAUACAUAUGUAUAUAUAUGUACAGAAGAAUCACAUGCUAAGAACAACGUUUGGAUAGAAAAGGUGCUAAGAACUAGCAGACAGUGAAUUUUGGCUAUAGAUAACUAACAGAUGUUUCUGUAUAAAGAGUAUUUGUCUUAACUCUUGUUACACCUAACUUAAUUUUUAUUUUGCCACACUAAACUGUAGGGCUUUUAAAAUAUUUUCUAUUUCAUUUCUGAUUCACAUUGUGGUGUAUUCUAAACUGAAUGAUGCAGGAACAGUGUUUGAGCUGAUGUAACUCUUCAGAUAUUUCUUUUCAUAACAUAAUGCCUUUUUAAAAUUGCUAGGUUAAUGUGUAUGUGUGCGUGUUCUUAAUUUCUGUACAAUAAGGAAACAGCAGCCCUGCACCAAAAGCUCUACCAAAAGCUGAGGGCACAGUACCACAGUAAUUCUGUUCAGUGGUGAAUAUCCUGGGAGCCAGAGGAGAUGCCCAGGAGCACCUCACAUUAGGAACAGAAGCACCAGCCAUGUGGGCCACCUAACCCUUGGCUAUGUAUUCAGGUGGGAUCAGAGCAGGUGGAAGCCCCACAUGCUCUGUGGGAGUUGGAAGAGCCUGACCAGAGCAUCCCCUUUCCCAAUAAGAAGCCAUGAAGACACGCCCCAACUCAGUGGCUUUCAAUGUCUGGGAAGCCCUGGGAUUGCAUAGGAAUUUAUUGAUGGUGUUUGUGGUUGGCUAAAAGACUGACAGCUCGUUCACUACGGCUGAUCUCCCACACCAUUGAUUUGCACUCAUGCAGCUGCAGGAGUGUGCUGUGGUUGCCACCUCAGAUUAAGUUGUGGCAGUGGUGAGGCCCAAAAGGUCUGGAACAUGUCCCAGAACCUUGUGUAGUACACAAAAGUUCUACAUCUGAUAGUCGAAAGUUGCUCAGCAGACAAAAUUAGUGUGGAAAUUAUUCUCUGAAGGUGGAAAGUGGGAGCUGUUGUCUAGAAAGGAUGAUAAAAUCUUCAAAUGUUUUUAAUGUUCUCUUUGGAAUAAUGUUACAAACGGUUAGCAAAUCCAAAGCUCAUUCCAGAAGCAUGGUUUUCUUCAGCUUUAAAAAUAAGCUGUUUUUCCAUUAAAUGGAAAUCCUGUUAAUAAAAGGGUGCUCAAGUUACUCUCAAAAGAAUUGCACUUCAGCUAGCAUUUAUGUGUUUUUGGACCUCCAGCUGCGUGAAAAUGGGGAGUGUUUUUCCCAAGAGACUACUGAAGAAUUGUAAUUUGAAAAAAGGGUGGUAGCUUUCUACUAUACUGAGGGCGUUGUUGUUUUUUUAAUUUUUUGUAUACUAAGAUGAACUUUGUGAAUUUAUAAAUAACGUUUGCUGAUCUUAAUGAUACAGCUCGGAUGGAAUACCCAGCUGCUAUCUUAUCAGACUAUUUAGUCAUUGCAAACUUUUUUUUAAAAUUAUCCAUGUCAAAGUAUUUUGAUACUUUUUUCCCACUUGAAAGGCUACCGUUAACUGAUGGAUUUUUUUGUUUUGUUUUAAAGAACAAACUUCACAGGAAACUAAUCCACUUUCUGAUCAAGGAGUUUUCAUUAAAACCUUUGUAUGCUGCAACAGGGUCAUUUUAGAGAAGGAUCCAGUAUUUUGAUUUUUAAAUACUGGAGAUAUACAAAGCCCAUUAGAAAAGUAUUUAGAGACUUCACAGUAUGUAGAGAAAUUAAUUUGGGUUUUAAAUUAUAUAACCUGUCUUUAACUGGGGAGUUCUGGAGGCAAAAAAAAGAAUAGCACGUGGAAUCCUGGAGUUGUAGGUUAUUUUCAGAAUUAACUUGUUUUUAUGUAGACUUUCAAGAUUAUUCAUCGUACUAUAAUGUGGAUUUAAGUCAGUUCUUCAACUGUUAGCAUUGAACAAUAAAAGAUUCACUUGGGCUUGAGUUAUUUAUGUAUUUUAAGCCUGUGAAUAUUGCAAUUCCUUUUUAGUUAGAAUGUCUGUCCAUUCUGAGGUGAAGCCUUUCUGCUUGCUACAUGUGUAUAUACUAUUGAAGUUGUGUACUGGCACACUUGUUGACAGUUGAAAUUUUUGUACUCUUUUCUAAAUCCAGUAUUUCACAAUAAAAGCUCAGUAAAACAUCA